Lindgomyces ingoldianus is the source of this 804-nucleotide messenger RNA. RefSeq lists its product as uncharacterized. The record is from RefSeq and is a predicted model, not a curated record. The coding region runs from base 1 to 804 and encodes 267 amino acids. Lineage: Eukaryota; Fungi; Ascomycota; Dothideomycetes; Pleosporales; Lindgomycetaceae. The transcript has 6 exons.
AUGACCUUUGAAGCAUUUGUUGAUGAGUCGUUUUUGAUUCUAAGUUACGAUGAGUUAAGAGUGGCUAUAAAUUACUUUCAGUCCAAUUUCCGCUCUUUCUCACCUGCAACGCAAAGCUACGGCGUGCUAUCAGUUUCUAGCUUUCGUACUCUGCCCCUUCUCUACCAGUUUUUACACCGCCAACGCCACCUAUAUCUGUCUUUCGCGUCGCAAUCAUAUAUUCUGUCUCUUUUUAUCUCUUCCUCCCGUAUCUCAUGCAAGCUUUUCUAUCUUAAAUACUCUCAACUUUCUCCAAUUCCUUUUUUCAGCAUCAUAACCCCUUCAAUCUUCUUCCAUAUCAAGCUCCAUCUUAUCCCAUCCAUAAGUUUUAUGUGCCAUUUUCUUUUUCUGUACAGUAUUCCCAUCACUGCUCACCCUGUCUUCUUUUUCCAUCGCCCUCAAGCUCGAAAACUCUCUAUCUCAGUCCCUGGUAUUGACUCUUUCAUUCUAAUACUUCUAAUUAGAGUCUUCUCUGCUCUCAUUAAGUUGUUGUGCUAUUGCCUGCAUCCCUCUUCUUCUUUUUUUGAUGGUGGUCCCCCUAAAUGGUACUCUGGGCUUAUUAUACUAGCUUCUCGUCUACGACCCUUCAUUAUCUACCCUAGAUCGGGCCCGUAUAGUACUCGCCGUCGUUUCGCUCGCUCAUCAUCUCCUAAGUCCUUGCCAAACUUGACAGAUUCUGUCCAGCAAUUCGAAUUUACUCCCACUGUACUAACAUAUUCUGCCGUUUUCGUAUUUUUUUUUUUCAUUUACUUCUUCACUAGCUAA